Messenger RNA from Haplochromis burtoni (Burton's mouthbrooder), 1030 nucleotides. RefSeq names its product HOATZ cilia and flagella associated protein (gene hoatz). The transcript is spliced from 2 exons. The record is from RefSeq and is a predicted model, not a curated record. Bases 76 to 540 code for a protein of 154 amino acids. NCBI's taxonomy places the organism in Eukaryota, Metazoa, Chordata, Actinopteri, Cichliformes, Cichlidae. Gene Ontology annotation, biological process: cilium assembly.
UGGUGACAACAGUAAACAAGAGCGCCGUUAUCUGUUUAAAUUAAAAGUUUCUCUGUUUCUGGCCCGAAGGCUCAGAUGUCCGUUCAGGCGGAUCCUCCGGAGCAGGAGGAGACUGAUCUGCUCUUCAUCGUGUUUGAAGGAUCCUCCCCGGAGGAUGUGUCCCACGCCAGGCAGCUGUGGAGCUCCCUGUCCCUGCUGCCGCCGCUGGAGUCGCGGCUGGUGUCGGCGGAUAUCCGCCAGAGGCUGCCGGUGUCUCGGCCGCAGCGCAGCGGCAGCACCGCCGCCGGUCCCGCUCCGGAGCCGCAAAGAGUCCCCGAUCCCCGGCAGAGGCAGGAGGAGAGGCAGCGGUACGCGGCCAUGGGGGACCAGAGGAAGGAGAUCCUGGCUCUGCUGAGGAGGCAGAGGGAGCGGAGGAUCCAGAAGGAGCUGCUCUCUGUGGCCUUCAAGCCCAAAGGGAAGGUCGGCAGAGAAAACAAAGGAAAAGAAAAGCCUGAGGAGAACUCUGAGGAGGACAGGGAGCUGGUCAGGCAGCUUCAGUAGGAGGAAACUGGGAGUGUAGAGAGGAGCAGGUGUUCCUCAGGGAUCCAUUCUGGGACCUCUUUAAUUCACUGGGCUGAUAACAUUUUCAAGUAUAUCUGGCCAUUAAAAUGUUUCUUUUUUGUUUAACUAAAAAAAUGAACCACAUUACAUUUAUAUGCAAAGACGAUGCUUUAUAGGCCACAAUAUUUUUGAGUAGUCACCAGCAGCCCAUCUAAGUUUAGGGGGUGAGUGUUCGAUUAACAUCCACUGCUGUUUGAAGAAUUUUGAAGAAUAUAGAUAUUUCCACCCAACAGCAUCACUUUCAUUGAAGAGACAUGCCAUACCACACACUUUUACAAGUUUUAUAAGCUUGUAUGAUCUAAGUCUUACCAGGUUUUAUUUAAAAUUUAAAACGCACUCUUUAUUGGAAAGGUAACAACCUCUGCUUUCUAAAAAUAUUCCUAAAUGUCACGGACAAAAAUAAAACCCAUUUAUUCUGCUGAUGAGCUGC